Molecule: messenger RNA, 2291 nt
Organism: Gossypium raimondii (Peruvian cotton)
Lineage: Eukaryota; Viridiplantae; Streptophyta; Magnoliopsida; Malvales; Malvaceae
Product: putative disease resistance protein RGA3
Exons: 2
Coding region: 148-651 (167 amino acids)
Source: RefSeq, a predicted model, not a curated record
UGGAUUUCAAGGCAUUGAAAUUGAACCGCUUUUGAGAAGAAGCAGAGGCGUUAAGAAAAGGAUCCGAUACCCAAAUAUUUGAAGUAAAGCAUUCAUCUUCAUUUCAUUUGUUCAUUUGGUUUCCUAGACUUGACUACGGACGCAAAGAUGGCAGAAGCUCUUUUGGGUGCUGUUGUGAACGAAGCGGUGGCGAAAGUGAUUCCAAUUGCCGCUGAACAAAUCAGCCUUGCGUGGGGUUUCAAGAAACAGCUGAAAAAACUCGGUGAGACACUAGGAAUGAUCGAAGCUUUCUUGCAAGAUGCAGAGGAAAAGCAAACAAAGAAUACCUCAGUGAGGCUCGAAGAUGUUGCUUAUGAGGCUGUUGAUGUUCUUGAUGAGUUUGCUUAUGAAAUUCUCCGAAGGAAAGUGGAGAUUCGGAACCAAAUUCUGAGGAAGGUACUCGACUUCCUUUCUUGUAACAAUUCCAUUUUAUUUCGUCUCAAGAUGGCUAAUAAAAUUAAGGACAUCCUUACAUCACUGGAUGACCUUAACAACUUGGCCAGUCAAUUUGGUCUCCAACAGAGAGCUAUAUAUCCUAUAACUCCAGUUCCUGCGUAUGGAGGACCAAAGGUGGAGACACGAUCACUCAAACAUUGUCGGAAGGAAACAUGAUGUUUCAAAAGUAGUUAACCUGUUAGUCAAUCCCAAAGAUAAGCAGGUUGUCUCUGUUGUGCCUAUAGUAGGUAUGGCAGGUCUUGGCAAAACUACUUUAGCAAAGCUGGUGUAUGAUGAUAUGAAUGUGAAAACGCUUUUUGAUGUCAAAUUCUGGGUGUGUGUUUCUGAUCAUUUAGAUGUCAAGAGGAUUUUAAAAGAGAUGUUAGAGCGUUUUACUGAUAAUCAGAUCUCAGUUCCUCAAAAUAAGAAUGCAAUGGUUGAGAAACUCAAGCAGAAGAUUGAAGGGGCCAAAGGAGGAAAGGAUCAGAUCAAGUAUCUUCUUGUACUUGAUGAUGUAUGGGAUGCUACGGAAUAGGAGGAUCUAAAGCUUUGUCUGGAAGGAAUCAGUACAAAUGGCGGGAAUGGAGUUAUUGUGACAACACGCAAAGAAGAUGUAGCAUCAACAGUGCAAGCACGUUCGGAUCAAUGGCAUCAACCAGAAAAACUAGAAAACGAAGAAUGUUGGUCCAUAAUUAAAGAACGUGCACUGAGAGACUCUCCAAUAUCUCACGAAUUAGAGCCUAUUGGAAAAGAAAUUGCUAAGCAGUGUCAAGGUGUGCCAUUGGUAGCUAACGUUAUUGGAGGGUUAAUGAGCAAAAUUGAAUUGAGUCCCAGCGCCUGGUGGGAAAUUCAAAGAAAUAGUACAUGGGGUUCACCAGAAAGUGUGUUAGAAGUGAAAAGUGUGUUAAAACUAAGUUUCGAUCGCUUGUCUUCUCCAUCUUUGAAGAAAUGUUUGGCGUACUGUGCCAUGUUUCCUAAAGAUUAUUGCUUUAAAAAAGAGGAAUUGAUCCAACUGUGGAUGGCUGAAGGAUUUCUUGGCAGCUCUAUGGCAAUGGUGGAUAAUGGUAACAAAUACUUGAAUGAACUUUUAUCAAAUUCCUUAUUCCAAGAUGUUAAGAAGGACACUUGCGGGAAUAUUCUCACAUUCAAGAUGCACGACUCAGUGCAUGAUUUAUCUUUGUCUGUGUCAAAGUUUGAUGCUUUGAUUUUUCAAGAAAAUUCCACUCCCAUCACAAAUGAGUGUUCUCAUAUUCGUCAUCUCAAUGUUGGAUGUGAUGGGGAAUCAUUGCCAAGAAUGUUGACAAUAGUUGCUCCGAAAUUAUAGUCACUGUUUUCAGAGAUUGAUGUGUUCAAGAAAUUAUCAAAAAGCUUCACAAGAUUAAGAGUCCUAAAGUUGGUCGGUGCUUAUUAUAUUCUUGAGUUGCCAUAUUCCCUUGGAGAAUUGAAGCACUUGAGGUAUUUGGACAUCUCACGGACUUCUAUCAAAGCACUUGAGGCUCUUGGGUUUAAAGACAUCCACCUUUCAGGAUCUCCAAACAUUGCGGUUCUUUGGUUUCGAGACGUUCACCUUUCCGGAUGGAUUGGAAAAUUUGAUAAGCUUGAAGCACUGGUAUUUUGAUUGUGAAGGGCUUCAACCAGAUAAUAUUGGAAACCUAACUUGUCUUCAAACAUUACCCGUAUUUUAUGUGGGUUCAGAAAGGGGACGUUCAAUUAAGGAGUUAGGAUCCCUAAACGAACUCCGUGGAGAAUUCGAGAUACGCCGUUUACAGUGUGUUAGAGACAAACAAGAGGCUAAUGGAGCAAAUCUACACCUUAAA